AUGACUGACCCCGUUUCGGUCGAUUCUUUGGUUCAUUCGGCCGAUCCGAUGAACAUGGCAAACUCACCCCGAAACAAGCAACCCGGCAGCCCUACCAAUUCCCUCCUCGGAUUGCCCGCUGAGGUCCGCUUACGGAUCUACGACUUCAUUAUUCCCUCUUCGGGAGAUUUCGUUGUCGACUUAUGCGCUCCGUCUCGGACAACAGUAUCACCACCACCGGCUGACAUUGCAGCCGUCAGUCAGCCGCCUCAGAAGAGGUCGAUUCUGGACAAUCUGCGAGGUCGCCGACAGAGACUCACCGCCGAUUUCAAGCACGCGCAUGGCGUUCAACUGCUCUCGGUCUGUCGCGAGCUCGAUGCAGAAGUCUUCCCUCUGCUGUCGGCCCUAAUGGUACGCUUCCACUGCCCAAAGUGCUUCAAGGAGGCGCUGCAAAGCCUAAAUCAUGACGAGGACUGCAACAUUAAGUGGAUGAAGAACGUCGAGGUCGGCUUCGAGCCUCCCCCUCGACGCGAUGGCUUGUACUCAGAGCGGAUGCUUCUCCAUCUGUCUCUGGAGGCGUGUAGGGCCGAAGUACGGAGGAUUUAUGGUAGACUGGAUCUUGCUGGCCAGGAGCUGUGGUCAUGGGCACAGGUAAAAGAGGGGAGCGGUGCAGGAAGCUCGGCUUCGUCCAUUGGGUCGACGACACACGGCGCUACUACAACAGCAGGCGACGCAUCAAUGAAGCCGAAGUAUAUCAUCAAAGGUUGGUUCAAUACUGAGUGGUCACCAGUGCUGCUCAGUGAUCGUAGGUACGACUACAUGUUCGGCAAUACCUAA
This is a messenger RNA of Cyphellophora attinorum, 816 nucleotides long. RefSeq lists its product as uncharacterized. Lineage: Eukaryota; Fungi; Ascomycota; Eurotiomycetes; Chaetothyriales; Cyphellophoraceae. The record is from RefSeq and is a predicted model, not a curated record. The coding region runs from base 1 to 816 and encodes 271 amino acids. The transcript has a single exon.